AUGGCCAGGCCACCCAACACCGCCGCAACACCCGCCGCCUUGUACCCACCGUGCUGGAUCGAAAAUCCCGCUCCCGGCGGUGGUGGCGACGGUGGCGACGGCGACGGAGCUGACGCUGGAGAUGGCUCCGAAGAUGGCCCUGGAGAUGGGCCUGGAGGCGAUGGUGGGCUGUCGGGCAUUGUGCUUGGGCCUGGGCUUGGGCCCGAUUCCAUAGACGGCGGAGAAGCCAUCGGCGGGGGGACGGUGGGAGGAGCUGCCAUCGGUGGAGUUGACAUGCUUGGCGGAGGUGAGGCUGCCGUUGGGGGCAUGGCGGUGGGGGGAAGUGUAGUAGGAGGAGCUGCAAUUGGCGGUGGGAUUAACGGCGGCGAUGCGGUGACGGCAGGACCUGGAGCAGGGGAGGGAGAUUGA
Cucurbita maxima (winter squash) is the source of this 408-nucleotide messenger RNA. RefSeq names its product glycine-rich protein 5-like. Lineage: Eukaryota; Viridiplantae; Streptophyta; Magnoliopsida; Cucurbitales; Cucurbitaceae. The transcript has a single exon. The record is from RefSeq and is a predicted model, not a curated record. The coding region runs from base 1 to 408 and encodes 135 amino acids.